Lepisosteus oculatus (spotted gar) is the source of this 4111-nucleotide messenger RNA. RefSeq names its product zinc and ring finger 1 (gene znrf1). Gene Ontology annotation, cellular component: membrane; intracellular membrane-bounded organelle; cytoplasm. Gene Ontology annotation, biological process: proteasome-mediated ubiquitin-dependent protein catabolic process; protein K48-linked ubiquitination. Lineage: Eukaryota; Metazoa; Chordata; Actinopteri; Semionotiformes; Lepisosteidae. Gene Ontology annotation, molecular function: ubiquitin protein ligase activity. The record is from RefSeq and is a predicted model, not a curated record.
UGAAGUCGUUACCAGACGCAGAGCAGACGGCUGUUAGCGGAUGCCCAGCAGUGACACGGUUAAGCGUCUGCCUUUUCUAUCUCCACGCUUUUAAUCCGCGUAUGCGCAGUGAGCGCUUCUAUUGUCUCCGACCAGCAAUGUAAGGAGAAGCUCGGGGACCUUGCGAGCAUGAGAGCGGAGGGGAGCGGCACACACUGACCCGACAGCGGGGGCAUAAAAUAAAUCUGAGACCGAUACACGCUGUAGCAGGGGAGCAGGGAUACCGACUGCUGCGGUUGUCAUGGUUCGCUGAACUGAGCAACACUUGUGAAAAAGGGGAAAAUCCUGCUGCUUUUCUGAGUUUUUCCCCCCCUGCUUUUUGGGUGGCGGAGGCUGUUUAUUUUUUUUUAUUUUGGGGGGAAACGUGUUGCUUUUUUUUGUUGGUUUGUUGCUGUUGGUAAGGCAAGAGGCGACCCUGUGUUCUCACCAUCGUUGUUUUUUCUGGGCGCACUGGGACCUUUAAACUCGCUCAUGUUUGGUUUGGAGGAAUGCGCUGUAACAUUGGUUAGACACAGCUGGUUCAGGCAGACUUGACAAGCUGGGAUUUUUUUUUUUUUGCCUCUUGUUUGUCACCGGCGGUAACGGACCUGGGCUGUUUUAGUCCAUUAACAGGGGCGCACCAGGGACCGAAUUAUCUGCCGGCUCUCGAUUUUUUUUUUUAAAAAAAGACCCGUACUUUAUUGAACCCCUCCCCAUUCUUUGGGAGCUGUGAAUGGGGGGCAAACAGAGCACAGCGGGGCGGCCCCGGGGAGGUUUUCCGGGUGUGUCGACGGAUGACAGUGCGGUGCCACCCGCGGCCCACUUCGGGCACUACCGAGCGGGCGGCGCUAUGGGGCUGCGCAGCCGUUCGGUCAGCUCUGUGGCCGGGAUGGGGAUAGACCCCACCGGCGCGGUGCCGUUUGGAUUUUAUGGCGGCCGGGGGACUGGGGACACGGACAGAGCCGGGGCAGGGUCUGGAUCCGACGCGGCACACGGGAACGGGUACCAGGAAACAGGCGCAGGGCACCACACGGACGGCAUGCUUUAUCUUGGACCCCGGGCGUCGCUAGCAGACACCUUGCCUCUCCACAUUGCGCCCAGGUGGUUCAGCGCACACAGCGGUUUCAAGUGCCCCAUUUGCUCCAAGUCUGUAGCAUCCAAUGAGAUGGAGGUUCACUUCAUCAUGUGUCUGAGCAAGCCUCGACUUUCUUACAAUGACGACGUGCUGAGAAAGGAUGCUGGGGAGUGUGUGAUCUGCCUGGAGGAGCUCCAGCAAGGAGAUACAAUAGCCAGAUUGCCCUGUCUCUGCAUUUACCAUAAAAGCUGUAUAGACUCCUGGUUUGAAAUAAACCGGUCCUGCCCAGAACACCCUUCUGACUGACCGCAGGCGUUCUCCACCCCCUACAGUACUGUUACAGGGCACUUUAUGGACUUGGCCUAAACGUACACAUACCUGGACAUCUGGACACUGAAAUAACCAAAAAAAAAAAAGAGAAACAAAACCAAACAUAAAUCAAUCAAACCAACAUCUUAACCUCCUAACUAGGCCUCUGUCCUGCGAUUCCCCCCCCCAGCCCUGUUCUCCCACAAACCCAACUAGUUCUGCCUCUGGAGAAGCAAUUGAAGAAGAAUGUUCUGGCUGCACUCCCGUCUCUGCCCCUCUCUGUCUUUGUGAUGCCCAGGAAAGAGACUUGAGGCGAACAGGCCCUCACCUGGACGCUCGGCUCCAGCCGGAUCCCAGCUGUCCUGCCCAGACGGAUCUUGCUGUGUUUUUGUCUUGUCUGUGUGUAGGUGCGACGGGGUGGGGGGGGGGGACAGUUAUGCACCUGAAGGUGAGAGGGGGUUACCAGGGGUGGAGGGGAAAGGGGAGGGCGGGGGAAGUGUCGCAUGACAAAAGAGUCACAAUUCCUAUUCCUAGUCCCAUUUUUAGGGAGCGUUUGAACUCUGGACUUUGAAAACAAGAGGAACAAGGAAACCUGCUCGUGCCGGGAGGGGAUUUCUUUGGCAGUGCAGUUUGUCGGUCUGUCUUUGAAAUGUUUACAGAUUUUUCUUUUUUUUUUUUUCUGUGUGCGUGCGCGUGCGUGUUCUUUUUUUUUCCGCUAAUGUUUACAAUUUAUUAAAUUGAAAGAUGAAACAGUCAAGCACUUGUUUUUAUUUCAAGGCACGCUGUCGGGAGGGGAAUGUUGCCGAAGGAGACCCUUCCUCUGUUUGUAAGGGACACAGGUGGGAUUUCCUGUGUGCACAGGAAGUGGGAGCAAGUGUGUCCAUGUUAGAAGGGUUUCUGAUGUCCAGGUUUGGUUUCAGGGCUUGCUGCCAUGCUGUCUGCAGAUGGUCAGACCGAUGGGACGAAGGUUUAACUAUAAGAAAGAAAGUCUCAUCUGAAGAAAUAGCAUUUUUUUAACAGUUCACUUUAUUUUAAUUCAGGGUAUUCAGAACUAGAUCCUGCUUUCUCAGCCAAGCCAUUAAAGGUCACCUAGUUCACCAAUGAUAAUAUUAUAUACUGUAUUAAUACAUUCCUCUGUUUAACAAGUGCUACCAUUGUUUCUCUUUAACAGAUUGUACUUUGGUUUGGAACUUUGAAGGAUUUAUACAUUCAGAACACAUGUUGCAUGGGACUUCACUGCAGAUGAUGCAAUUUGCAUUGCUAGUGGUACACCUUAAACAAUGAGAACAACUGUUGCAAAAGUGCUUCUCAACAUCCCUCUCUGCUUUAUUACAGAAUUGGUUUUCACAAAUCCUUCAAACUUUUGAUGUUGCCCUUGUGGAUACUCGAGAAAAAGCAGUUUGAUUUUUGCAUUAGUUGCAUAUUUAACCUUUUAAGUUUUUGAAUUUUUAUUCUUGUACCCUGCCUAGGGCCAUCUUACUGCGUCAUCAUACAUGACUGUUAUUCAGAGUUACAAUACCAGUCUAAGCUGCAUCUUGUAAAGAAACCAAACUUAUUUUAAAAAUCCAUGAUUAUAUUUCUGUUUUAACAGCAAAAGCCCAGGCUGCACAUGUUCAGAUCAAUCCCAUCCUAUCAGUUGCCCAUAUGAUCUGUCAAUGAGGAUUCAACCUCUGCUGAUUUUAUUUUGCAGUCUUUGUUGCUGUCGGGGCUCCUGUGUUUGAAAGUGUUGAUACAACGCAGAUUCCCAGUAUGGGUAGAGUGAAAGGGACUCUUGAGUGACUCGGCUGAUAAGGAUCUGUGUUUAAUAACUGCUUGCUCAUAUAUAUAUAUAGUACUUUUCUGGAUACUCCACUCAAAGCACUUUACAGGUAAUGGGGACUCCCCUCCACCACCAAUGUAUAGCCCAACCCAGAUGAUGCGUCAGCAGCCAAAGUGCACAGUCCUCACCACGCAUCAGCUAUCAAUGGGUAAGAGCUAACAACUCUUCCAGCAGCAACCUUAGCUUUCCAAAUAGGUCUCCCAUCCAGGAGCUGGCCAGGGUCACACCUGCUGACCUUCAGUGGGUUGCCAGUUGUGAGUUGCAGGGUGAUAUACAGUAGCUGCUGGCUGCUUUAGGGCACAGCCUGUACUCCACAGUACAGAUACAGUAGAUCACUGGCUUGAACCUGAGCCGCCAUUCCCUCACUGUGACCAGCUGGCCCUGUGUCACAUCCUCUGCUUCAGGCCCUACACCCCAGCACAGUGAGGACCCUGACCUUGCACUCCUUGACCGCCACCUGUGCGUCGUCUUCCUCUCUCCCGCGCAAGUCCUGCUGCCCUGAAAAGGAGUUUCGCCAUGUGGUGGGAUCAAAGGAAAAAAAGAGUACCCAAAAUACAGCACAUGGGUCAGAUGAGCAACCCCUCAAAACACACUGAGAUGCACACUUUGUAUGUAGAACUCAGUUACAAGCAUCUAUUGCCCAGAAACGGGAGCACUUUCAGAUCCUCUGGUAGUAUCCCCCGCAGUUAGGUGAGUGACGAGUUUAACCCUUUAAAGCGAAGGGCUUGUUCAGAUCCCUUUGCUGCUUUUGAGCCACUUUAAUAUUUCCACUUUAAAGGAAAGUCAAUUACAAAUAUAACGUAGACUUUAAAAGGGAGGUAGUUUCUUGGUGAAGGUGCUUUGAUAUGUUGUAUUGAAAUAUUGUCGAAUUAAAAGUAUUUAUUCACUGA